CGCCUGUCCGUCGCGCUGGAGCUCUGCGGCGACCCCUCGUUGUUUCUGGACGAGCCCACCAGUGGCCUGGACGCCGUCGCGACGAUGUCGCUCGUGCGGUCGCUGCAAGCGCUCGCGAGGCGCGGCGUGUGUUGCGUCGCGGUGAUCCACCAGCCCUCGGCGGCGGCGUUCUUCGCGUUCGAUCGCUUGCUGCUGCUACGGGCGGGCGGGUCGCUGGUCUACGAAGGACCCGUCGCCCCGGGCGCCCAGCCCGCGAAGAUGCUCGCGGACAUCGGGCGGCCGGUCCACGAGCUCGCAAACCCGGCGGACGCGAUGUUCGACGCUCUUACGGAGGAUCCCGACGCGCUCACGAAGGCGGCUCCCGAAGCACCGCCGCUGCCGCCACCGCCGCCGCCUAUUUCAACGUCGGGCCCGCGCUACGCGCUCUCGCUGCCGGGCCAGAUCCGGGCCCACUGCGUGCGGAACGCGCGCGCGAUGGUCAGGGAACCGAUCUUAGCGCGCAUGCGCAUCGGCUCCGCGGUGGGCGUCUCGAUCGUGUUGUCGAUUCUGUAUGGCGAAUUGGACUCAAAUUUCGAAGGCAUCAACAGCACGAUCAGUCUGCUUUUAUUUACGAUGGUCUUCCUCGCCCUGACGAGCGCGCUGCCCGUCGUGCUGAGCGUGCUGCCGGAGAUCCACGUGACCCAGAAGGAGGUGCGGAACUGCUGGUACCGGCCCACCAGUUACACUCCCGCGAAGUUCAUUGUCGAGACGCCCCUACUCGUCAUACCGCCUUUGCUCUACCUGGCCAUCGUGGGCAACGUGACGGGCCUCACGCGCGGCAACAACGGUGCGCGGUUUAUACGGGUCUACCUCGCGUGCCUCGCGACGGUGGUAUGCACGAAUUCGUGGUCAUUCCUCCUGUCCAGCGUCGCGCCGACGAUGCAAUUGGCGGUGCUGAGUGCUCCCGGUUCGAUCAUGCCCAUGAUGCUGCUGUCGGGAUUUUUCGUGAACCAGCGCGACAUGACGUGGGUAUUUAGAUGGGCGACUUAUAUCGACUACCUGAACUACGUCUGGCAGGCGCUCGCGAUCGCCGGGUUGCAGGAUCGAACCUACAACGCGCCGCCGGGCGCGGGUUUGGACACGGGCGAGCAGGUCCUCAAAACGAGGUUGAAGCUGCCCGACUACACGGGCAGCUGGAAGAAGAACUACUGGGUGAACAUCGGCAUCCUGGCCGGAUUCAUCCUCUUCUUCCGCGCCGCCGCGGUGGUGGUCGUCGCGCGGCGCCUCUCCCGCUAG
Pelagomonas calceolata is the source of this 1275-nucleotide messenger RNA. NCBI's taxonomy places the organism in Eukaryota, Pelagophyceae, Pelagomonadales, Pelagomonadaceae. The record is from the annotation of a GenBank genome assembly.